Molecule: messenger RNA, 855 nt
Organism: Sinocyclocheilus grahami
Lineage: Eukaryota; Metazoa; Chordata; Actinopteri; Cypriniformes; Cyprinidae
Exons: 5
Coding region: 1-717 (238 amino acids)
Source: RefSeq, a predicted model, not a curated record
AUGCUGGCAGAAACUGGUCUCGGUGUGGCACAGCACAACGCCGCCCAUCUGUGUGAGCUGUUAGAUCACAGUUCUGCCUGUCAGUGGAGGUACCACAACUACUCCACCUACAACCACAUCCCUCAGGAAGCUGGUGAGCUUGUUGCAUUGGGAGAUUAUUACAGUGAACUGGCUGAUAUGGUGAAGGCCAUAGACAUGUACAGUACAGCAGCAGUGUAUGGCAGUGCUCAAGGCCUCUUUAAUCUGGUCACGGUAAUUGAAGAGGGUUAUGAAGUUCCUGACAUCAUUCUGGAUCAGAUGGGACUCUUCAAUCACACCUGCAUGAAUCUGCUCUCUCCUCAUGAUCCUCUUCCUCCUGUAGGUGCAGGUGAGGAGGGGGACGUGACUCCAUGUUCAUUAGUCCUGUGGAGGAUGGAGCUGAUGCGAGCGUGGAGAGACUUCACACACAGCUCUGUUCAGCUGACGCUGGCCUGUGGGGUUUUCGCCACACUCGCAGUUUCUGUAUUCGCUGUGCUGUUACGAACUGUAACUGAACUUGCCGGACAGGACAUCAACGACAGUCCUCUGGAGACCAGAAGAGAAAACCAACAGCAGAUUUACCAGCCUACAGUCGCACACAAUCACCUUUCAGUGCAGAAAACCUCUGAUUUAAUCUUGACAGUGACUGGAGUGUGUGCAUGUGUCAUCUUUAUCAUGUUCAUUUCCCAUCUGCUUUGAAAAGAACAUAAGACUAUAUCCUUCAAUAGGUUAUACAUCAGCCGUCACUAUCGAUCAACACUCUUCAACUCAGGUUACUGCAGGAGAACUGAACCAGUAUAUAUGCACCUUAAGUUGCUUUGGAUAAAAGCAUGAACA